Messenger RNA from Pseudomyrmex gracilis, 1068 nucleotides. RefSeq lists its product as uncharacterized. The record is from RefSeq and is a predicted model, not a curated record. Gene Ontology annotation, biological process: sensory perception of smell; detection of chemical stimulus involved in sensory perception of smell. The coding region runs from base 1 to 1068 and encodes 355 amino acids. NCBI's taxonomy places the organism in Eukaryota, Metazoa, Arthropoda, Insecta, Hymenoptera, Formicidae. Gene Ontology annotation, molecular function: olfactory receptor activity; odorant binding. Gene Ontology annotation, cellular component: plasma membrane. The transcript is spliced from 8 exons.
AUGCUGAAAAACUUUUUGCGGGAGUACAAUCUUAAUCGAAUAUUCUUGUCAAACAUAGGUCUUUGGCCAUUUCAAAAGAAAUGUGUGAGAACUUUGUUAUACACUUUCUGCUUCCUGCUCGAACUGAGUUACUGUCCAUUCGAGGUAUUACUGUUGUACGAUCAUUGGGACGAUACACAAACAAUAUUUGAAGGCGGCUAUCAAAUUGUCAUGUUAGUCUCUUUUUUUGUAAGAUUACUAAAUGAAUUUUGGAAUCGCAAAAAGGUGAUACAAUUAUAUCAAGUCAUCGACAAUCAUUGGAACAUAUUUACAAACGAUAUAGAAGUUCGAGUGUUGAAAAACUAUUCUAUGCUGUCUAGAAAAUUUACAAAAUACUAUUCGCUGUUAAUGUACAGUAUGAUGUCGGGAUUUAUAGUAAUACCGUUAAAACCUGUAUUCUUAGAUAUUAUACUACCUCUUAAUGACACACGUCCCCGAUUUCUCGCUUUUGAAGUUGAAUUUAGAAUCAAUACAGAUAAAUAUUUUUUGCUUUGUUUUGUGUAUACUACUGCGAUAACUAUUGUGGGUAUAAGUAUCAUGGUAAGCGUUGAUGCAAUGCGAAUUGCUUGUACCGCUCACGCGUGCAGUUUAUUUAUGGCUGUCAGUCAACGAAUAGAAAGUAUAAUCAUGGAAGUAGAUAGUAACGAAGAACCUGGUAGCUAUAAAUAUCGCAAACUAACAAGUACGGAAUUUGAAUUGAAAGAGAAAAUAAUGUAUCAGGAAUAUAUCGACUGUGUAAAAAAACAUCAGCUUGCUAUAGAAUUUGUUAAUAUGAUGGAAUCGUCUUAUCAAGGGCUUUCUUUAUUCUUGUUGUUAUUAUCUAUUGCAACUAUAAGUUGCAUUGGAGUUCGAAUUCUCUACGUGUUGGAUCAACUAGGAGAAGCAAUAAGAUUUGCUUUUAUAAUAGUGGGGGCGCUGUUGACUGUAUUAAUUCCGUGUUACUCCGGUCAAAGAUUAAUAGACGAAAGUCAGAAUGUGAUACGAAUGGGCAUGUCUUAUUUUACAGCGUUUGUAUCAUUGAAAGAUUAA